Zingiber officinale is the source of this 1857-nucleotide messenger RNA. RefSeq names its product cyclin-dependent kinase E-1. Lineage: Eukaryota; Viridiplantae; Streptophyta; Magnoliopsida; Zingiberales; Zingiberaceae. Gene Ontology annotation, biological process: protein phosphorylation. The record is from RefSeq and is a predicted model, not a curated record. The transcript is spliced from 16 exons. Gene Ontology annotation, cellular component: nucleus; mediator complex. Gene Ontology annotation, molecular function: ATP binding; RNA polymerase II CTD heptapeptide repeat kinase activity; cyclin-dependent protein serine/threonine kinase activity. Bases 127 to 1533 code for a protein of 468 amino acids.
AAGAAAAAAGAAAAAAAAAAAGGAGAAAUUAAUAUCAAGGCGCAACGAGGCGCUAAAAGUGGGAGAGACAUCCGGGGACGACGACUGACGGCAGGUGCAUACUCUCCUGCUGACCACCCUUUAGGGAUGGGUGACGUUCGCGGCGGCGGCGGGGGGAAUCGCCCAGCGUGGCUGCAGCAAUACGAUCUGGUUGGUAAGAUCGGAGAGGGAACCUACGGUCUGGUUUUCCUGGCACGGACCAGCCACCGCAAGGGCUGCAUCGCCAUCAAAAAGUUUAAGCAAUCGAAGGAGGGCGAUGGAGUAUCCCCCACCGCUAUUCGCGAGAUCAUGCUAUUGCGAGAAACUUGUCACGAAAAUGUUGUCAAACUAGUGAAUGUACACAUCAAUCAUGUGGAUAUGUCGCUCUAUCUUGCGUUUGAUUAUGCUGAACAUGACCUUUAUGAAAUUAUCAGACAUCACCGGGAGAAGCUCAAUCACCCCAUUCACCAAUACACUGUAAAAUCAUUGCUCUGGCAGUUGCUUAAUGGUCUGAACUAUCUUCACAGUAACUGGAUUAUACAUCGGGAUCUCAAACCUUCAAAUAUUCUGGUGAUGGGGGAGGGGGAAGAACAUGGAGUUGUAAAGAUUGCUGAUUUUGGACUUGCCCGAAUAUAUCAAGCUCCACUAAAACCGUUGUAUGAAAAUGGGGUUGUAGUAACUAUUUGGUACCGGGCUCCUGAACUGUUGCUUGGAGCAAAACACUAUACAAGUGCUGUUGAUAUGUGGGCUGUUGGAUGCAUUUUUGCUGAGUUAUUGACUUUGAAACCAUUAUUCCAAGGAGUAGAAGUCAAAGCUACUCCUAACCCUUUUCAGCUUGACCAAUUGGACAAGAUAUUCAAGGUUCUAGGGCAUCCUACACCUGAAAGAUGGCCUACUUUGGUUAAUCUUCCAUAUUGGCAAAAUGACCAGCAGCAUAUUCAGGGUCAUAAAUAUGAGAACCAUGGCCUGCAUAAUUUUGUUAAUUUGCCACAGAAAAGCCCUGCGUAUGAUCUCCUAUCAAAGAUGCUGGAGUAUGAUCCUCGAAAGCGUAUAACUGCAGCACAAGCACUUGAGCAUGAGUACUUCCGCAUGGAUCCUCUGCCAGGACGGAAUGCUUUAGUGCCAUCUCAGCCAGGAGAAAAAACUGUUAAUUACCCUGCUCGUCCUGUCGAUCAGACUGCAGAUUUUGAGGGAACAGUUCCUGUCCAACCUUCUCAGCCGGUACCAAAAGUGUCUUCUGCAAAUGCUGCUUCCGGAAAUGUUGCAGCAUCUGUUGGUCCUUCGAGAUCCAUGCCUCGGCCUAUACAUAUGGUUGGGAUGCAAAGGAUGCCAAACGCAAACAUGACAUCUUUCAACGUUGCAUCCCAAGCUGGCAUCGCUCCUCCAAAUUCUGGUGGUCUUCCUUUGCAAAGAGGUGGAGCUGGUGCUCAUGGCCAUCAGCAACAGUUGAGACGAAAAGAUCCAGGAAUGGGAAUGCAGAAUCCUAAUUAUCCUCAACAGAAAAGGCGUUUUUGAGAUAAAUGCAGAUUUUUUAAUCUGAAGAUUUCUCAAGACAAGAAUUGACUGCAGCAUCAUUACAGAAGAUAACGGAAGAAAGAAGCUGUUUCUAUGAUUUCUGAACCAAUAUCAUCAUCCAACAAUGAAAAAGGAAUGCAAAAAAAAGAAACCAUUAUGUAAACUGGCUUUCUCAUGGGAGGCAACAGCACUCUGUGACAGAAUAGUAAAAUCGUUUAAUCAACUUUAAUUUGUUCUGGGAUAAUUUCCAUUUCCUACUGGAAUAAACAUUUUCUCAUGACCGCUGGCGUAGCCAGAUUCAUAUGGAAUGGCCUUUUCCUGUAA